Messenger RNA from Cinclus cinclus, 2019 nucleotides. Its product is annotated as inositol 1,4,5-trisphosphate receptor-interacting protein-like 1. The record is from RefSeq and is a predicted model, not a curated record. NCBI's taxonomy places the organism in Eukaryota, Metazoa, Chordata, Aves, Passeriformes, Cinclidae. Gene Ontology annotation, cellular component: membrane.
AUGCACUUGUUCCCGGCCGUUGAGAAUGACCGAGAUUUGGAAUAUGAAAGAAGCCCUGAAUGGCUGCAGGAAGGUGUCCCUGGAGAAGCCCUGGGACAGCCCUGGGGCCGGGAGCGCCACCAUGAGGGCAGCAAGCGGGGCCUGGCACGGCCGUCGGGGAGGGAGGGCACAGGGCGGGCGCCCAGGCCCCGGCAGCAGGAGCAGGGAGCUCUGGAGUGCGGCCGGCACGGAGCCGUGGGCUCCCGCAGCUCUGCAUCCCUCACGGCUGAGGCAGCUGCCCAGGCACAGCCGGCUGGGGACACGCGGCCACCCCGGGGCCACCCGCAGGGGGACCCUGCUCUGGGGCCAGGGACAGCCCUGAUGGGAGAGCCUUGGGCAGGAUACGCUGCUGCUGCUGCUGCUGCUGCUGCUGGGGAAGAGGGACAGGCGUUGCUGCCUGCCAGCUGUGUGGUGCCCUGUGCUUCAUGUCCUCAAACCCCUAGCAUUCCUGUCCCUGCUGCCCCCACUGCUAGCUGCCUCCCUCACAGCCCCAUUCAAGGCCUUCUGUCCAUCCUCCCGCAGACCAUGAAUUCCCUGGUAUUGCUCUUCGUGCUCUUGAAAACCCUCAUCCAGUACCCACAGCUCGUGGGUGAUGUUCAGGAUGAGGAAACACGUCUGCGCGUGGAAGUGCAUGCAAAGUACAUGGAAUGGGAGAAGAUUUGGCUGGAGUGGCAGGUGGAGCAGCUGGCCCUGAAGCAGAGUGGAGUGGAGCAGUCCUUGCAGCUCCUGGCUGUUGCUGUGCUCCUGAUCCUGGUCUUGGUCCUAUGGCUGAUGUGGUGCAAAAGGAAUGAAGAAGAAAAUGUGAAUGCAAACGAAGGAGACGAUGCUGGAAAUCAAGUAGAUAAACGUCUUCAAAGGAAAGUAGGAAGGAUGCUAGCGGAGCGCAUACAGUGGCCUGUACAGGACCUGCUGAAAGGCUGCGAGUGGACAACUGACCUGAUGGGCAAAUAUGCCAUCUAUUUUAGACAUGUCCUGGCAAACAGUUUCUACCCCGUCCUGCAACGAGCCGUCGGGGUGGGCAGCGCCUUUGAAGGUUGGAGUCCCCGUGAGCAGGAUGUUGUGUACCAGGUGCUCAUACCCAUGACUCCUCCCCGAGGCCACAGCUUCCACCUGGAGCUGGACUCUGCAGAGCACAGGCAGGUGAGGAACUUCCGUGUCCGCGUGCAGCUGGAGUGCACCUGCACCAAGGAGCAGCAGGGGGAGAACGUGCUGUGCUUCCUGCACCAGCCCGAGGAGGAGCUGAGGAGGAGUCAGGAUCCCAGCCUCCUAGACACCCAGUGCACCGACUCCUACCUCGAUGUGCACAAAACUGCCCGCUGGUUCCACCAGCUGGUGAGAGCAAUCUGGCCAGCUUUGCCUCAGUCACACAACUGGUAUUUAACGCUGCUGCCCUCCAGACGCUGCUGCCAAUUCAGGGUGACCAAUGGCCGAGAAAGCUUCAGGAUUGAGAUGCAGUUUGGGGUGCGGAGAGGCGACUCCGACAUCUUUGUGAGCAGCCUGCCUGCAUAUGCCGGAACCCCAAGCACUCUGUGGCCUGAGACCUGUGCUGUGGCAGAGAUGAAGUUCUUCCAGCACAUCGCCAGGCAGGCACCCCCUGACAGUUUGCACCUGAGAUGCCUGCAGCUCUUCACCUGUCUUCUGCUGGGCCUAGGCUUUUCCACCUACACCAUGAAAACCGUCGUCAUGCACCUCCUGAUCACCAUUCCUGUGUCAAAGUGGUGCAGGAGACAUUUCCUGAGGCGACUGAUGGAUAUCAGCGACACUCUGCGCUUAUCCCUGGAAGUGAAGCGCCUCGACCACUUUAUUGUGGGCAACCGGAGGCUUCCUGAGGAGAUCCGUUUGCCCCAGGAUGUUCAAACGGCUGAGCCACCCAACCUCUUCCACCACCUGGCCAUGGAUCCUGUGGCCCACUCCCAGGGGAUGGGCGACUACCGGCAUCUGCAACGACAGCUCAUGGCAGUCCUCAAACCUGAUGAUUGA